Lithohypha guttulata is the source of this 1386-nucleotide messenger RNA. RefSeq lists its product as uncharacterized. The record is from RefSeq and is a predicted model, not a curated record. The coding region runs from base 1 to 1386 and encodes 461 amino acids. Lineage: Eukaryota; Fungi; Ascomycota; Eurotiomycetes; Chaetothyriales; Trichomeriaceae. The transcript is spliced from 2 exons.
AUGGACAACAUUGCUGCGCCCUUCAGGGUUCCUGCGUACGCAGCCCCAAGCAUCUUACUCGAUACGUUACCCAUAGAGAUUCAGGAUCUCAUCUUCCAUUAUGUCGUCCUGGACUCAAACCCAGGGGAGCUCAAACGACUUCGGUUAUCCAACCGCUAUUUUCGAGAUCGUGCCGAUAUCUAUCUCUUCCGAACACUUCAUAUUAGUGCAAGUAAUUUGAGUCUCGACAGAGUCAGGAAGGUUGCAGAAAACGAUCGUCUCAGAGUCCAUGUCCAGGAGCUCGUCUACCAUCGCGGCACUUUCUCUGGCCACAAAAUGUCACAAUACGGACUAUCCUUGAAAGCACGAGAUUAUGGCGAUUUCGAGGAAUACAUGUGCUACGCAGCUUUUUGCGAGGAACUCGAAGCAGAGUCAAACUUCAACCGAGAACUAUCGUGGCGUAUGUCCAUGAAGAAAAAUUGCUCGCGCUUCCCGAAGCUGGAACACUUGACCACGCAAUGGGCUUAUGAGGACUUGAACUCUAAAUAUCUGAGAAAGAGAUGUGGUCUUACACACCAAAGUGCUACCCCGAACUAUUUUGCACCAUAUGAGAUAUUCGAGUCUUGUGGGCCUUCAUUUCGACCUAGGGUAUUGAGCCUAGAGGGUGUUGAAGGUGAGGACUUUGCGGCUAUCAUGACAUUUAUUCGAGGUGGUGUAGAGGCUGUCAAAGCAAGAUUCUCGGAGCUGCGAUACCUCAAGUUGAGCUUCAGCGAGACUGUCGCUACACUUGAGGUGGAAGGCACUUAUGAUGUCUUUAUCCAGGCAUGUGACAAUCUGCGUUUCUUACAUCUCGACUUCAGCUCAUUUACCUCACUGCGUCUCCGGAAAGAUCCUCACUGUUUUCCACAACGACUCAUCAAGAUCGUGUUACAGCGUCACUUUCCGAGGCUUUCGCACCUCGAGCUCAAAAACGCCAUGAUGACAGAGCUGGAUCUCAUUGGCUUUGUCCAUCACCACAGCAGAACGCUACAAACACUCUCCCUAGACGACUGGUCAAUGCCUGUCACGAGUGAGGGCCAAGCAACGGGGUCAUUCAUCAGAACGCUCUGGAAACUAGGAAAACUACCUCUGAACAAAUCACGCACCAUCACCCUGAACGGCAGUUUCUCGAACAACAAAGACAAUUCAGGUUGGAAUAUCACUCACGCAAACACCGGACGCCCUAGCGUUGCGUCGAGAGUACACUCGUUUCUCUCUGGCGCUGAAGGGCAUGACUUUCCUUUCAACAUCACUGCUGAGCAGAUUGAGAAAGCCACGACAAGUGUGCAGCUUGUGGACCUCGAUAUGAUGCCUCUGAGGUUGGGCCAGAAGGAUAAUACAUUUGUGUGGUGCACUGAUGCGGUAUGA